AUGCAUGCUGUGGUUGAAUCAAGUCUAGAGCUGUUUCAAACGUUCAAAGGGGCCGCUCUUACGCUACUCGUGCUAUGGACGAUUGCGGCUAACACACUCGUCUUCAUUGUGCUUUACAAAAAUCCACGCCUACAGACUGUUCCUAAUUUAUUAGUGCAAAUAAUUUACUUGUUUUCCCUCAAUGUCAAAUAUCAAGUUUUUAUGCUUCAGGUUGGUAAUCUGGCAUUCAGUGAUCUGUGCCUUGGGCUUAUUGUGCUACCGCUAUCGUCGGUCUAUGCGAUUGCCGGUGAAUGGCUGUUUACAUCGACUCUUUGCGUCGUUUUCGUUUCUGCCGAUAUUCUGUGUUCAACAGCAUCGAUAUGGAAUUUGUCAAUAGUUGGGUUAGAUCGCUAUUGGGCAAUUACUUCACCUGUAUCAUAUAUGUCGAAAAGGAACAAACGAACUGCUGGUUUCAUGAUACUUUCAGUGUGGAUUUCCUCAGCACUAAUCAGUCUUGCACCCUUACUUGGAUGGAAACAGAUUGCGGAACGUGGUAAUAUGGUGCAAAUCAAUGGUACAUGGCAGUGCGUAUUUCUUGACCUUCCUUCGUACACCAUCUACAGUGCAACUGGAUCAUUUUUCAUACCUACUAUUGUGAUGUUCUUCGUUUAUUUCAAAAUUUAUCAAGCUUUUGCGAAGCAUCGCGCUAGACAAAUUUAUCGACAAAAGGUGAUAAAAAAGCACAUCGAAUCGACAAUUCUACAUGAAAUUAGUCAUGUGAUGCCAACAAGUGACGAAUUCGCUAAGGAAGAAGAUGAAGACGAUGAUGAUGACGAUGAUGCAAGUGGAUCGAGUUGUCAUGCCGCUCGUAACGGUGAUGCGCCGCGUAAUGGUCCCGUCGUAGAACGACGUAAGGAUAGACGUUGCAUCCCAAAUGCGCAGCGUAAUACAUCAUCACCGAAAACUUACAGCAAUAAACGUCUAGUAGGCGGAAAAGAUACUGCCACUGCUACUACCACCAGUUCUGCUACUCACUGGACGGAAAUAUCAACAGGCUUACGGAAACAACAACAAAAGUGUGCAAUAAAUCGAGGGUCUUCAUUAAAUCGAUCCAUUGCUGGUGCAUCUUCGAGGGAAACAAACAAGAAACAUUUGCGACGAUAUGCAUCUGAGAGAUGUGUUGCAUUCCGAAAGAAUGAUCAUAACAGUGCAACAAGAAGUACGAUUACUUCUUCAGCGAUCACAUAUGAAAAAGUGCAACAUCAUAAGAACAGAAGGGAACGUAGCUAUAGGAAAAGUUUACAACAGAAACCGAAAGCGAUUUCAGCGGCAAAGGAGCGACGUGGUGUGAAAGUAUUAGGCAUUAUCCUCGGUUGCUUUACAAUUUGUUGGACGCCUUUUUUCAUAAUGUAUGUAGUCGUACAAUUUUGCUCAAGCUGUGCAUUGAAUCCUCAUAUUGAGAUGUUUAUAACAUGGCUGGGAUAUAGUAACUCGGCAAUGAAUCCAAUCAUUUACACGGUACGUGCUCAGUUCAUUCUUUCAGUAGUGUCACUGGUUGUGAGUAGCGCACAACGUUUUCUCUCCAAGAUUACUUCUUCCGAUAUGACUUCUGAAUCAUUUCAGGUUUUCAAUCGUGAUUAUCAAAUUGCUUUGAAGCGAUUGUUCACUCGAGAAAAGAACAGCGGAGUUGGGAUCCUUAGGCGGCCAUUGUAG
Molecule: messenger RNA, 1692 nt
Organism: Anisakis simplex (herring worm)
Lineage: Eukaryota; Metazoa; Nematoda; Chromadorea; Rhabditida; Anisakidae
Source: the annotation of a GenBank genome assembly